AUGAACAAAUUUCGACACUUUAAAUCUCUGGGCAGAUCACGCAAACUCGCCCGCUACCUCCCGACCAAGCUCACUGCUACAACGACUCACACCUCUUGUUCCGUGCUCCCAGUUCACACAGCGAUGUCACUCACAAACAUGGCCAUGACCGCAGACCCCGAAAAGGCAGAGCAAGAAGCUGGAGGCUCGGCUCAAUCACGUCGCGAGAGCGCGGAAGAGUACAAGCCGCCUGCUCUUCCUCUCCAACAAGGACUUCCCACGACCGAUGGCGAUGCAGGCGACCCAAAGCCAGCUGAUGCAGUAUCCAGCCUCAUAUCCCACGAGUCAGAGAUCGUUUACAAAUCCAAACAAUCCAUCGCUCGGAAAGAUAGGGACGAGGAGCUUCGACUUGCACAAGUGGACAUCAAGACCAGGCUUGAGGAAGUGAGCAGCGGUCUGCGAGAGCUGAAAGCGAAGCUCAAAGCCAAGGAAGACCUUAUCAGAGCACGCCGCAACCUUUCAAAACGCGCCGCCGCCGCUGAAGAGAAAGACUUGAACGUCAAGAUCGAGAAAAUAAAAGAGCAGUUGAGCGCCAAGGAGGAGCAAGCCGCGUUGCGCCGUGCCAAAAAGAACAACAUGCGCGAGAAAUGGGCCCAGAAGCAGAAGACGGACUACGAAGAGCGAGAGGCGAGACGUAGCGAGCAAACAGGACAGGAAUCAGAGAUGAAUGACAGUGCGGAGCCGGCAAGCGCAGGAGCUGUGAUAGAGCCUAACGACUGGGACAACUUCGAUAUCGAUAUCUAUGACGAGUAG
This is a messenger RNA of Alternaria infectoria, 792 nucleotides long. RefSeq lists its product as uncharacterized. The record is from RefSeq and is a predicted model, not a curated record. The coding region runs from base 1 to 792 and encodes 263 amino acids. NCBI's taxonomy places the organism in Eukaryota, Fungi, Ascomycota, Dothideomycetes, Pleosporales, Pleosporaceae. The transcript is spliced from 2 exons.